Molecule: messenger RNA, 564 nt
Organism: Carlito syrichta (Philippine tarsier)
Lineage: Eukaryota; Metazoa; Chordata; Mammalia; Primates; Tarsiidae
Gene: IFNB1
Product: interferon beta 1
Exons: 1
Coding region: 1-564 (187 amino acids)
Biological process (GO): response to exogenous dsRNA; B cell proliferation; humoral immune response
Cellular component (GO): extracellular region
Molecular function (GO): type I interferon receptor binding; cytokine activity
Source: RefSeq, a predicted model, not a curated record
AUGACUAACAGGUGUCUCCUCCAAGUUGCCCUCCUGUUGUGCUUCUCCAUGACAGCUCUUUCCAUGAGUGAUGACUUGCUUCAGUUCAGACUAAGAAGCAGCAGUUUGGAGUGUCAGAAUCUCCUGUGGCAGCUGAAUGCAAGUCUUGAAGAUUGCCUCAAGAACAGGAUGAACUUUGGGAUCCCUGAGGAGAUAAAGCAACCGCAGCAGUUCCAGAAUAUGGACACCACGUUGGUCAUCUAUAAGAUGCUCCAGAAAAUCUUUGAUAUUUUCACAAGAGACUUCUCUAGCACUGGCUGGAAUGAGACCAUUGUUGAGAACUUCCUUGCUAACGUCUAUCAGCAGAUAGACCGUCUGGAGACAAUCGUGGGAGAAAAACUGAAGAAGAAAGACAUCCCCACGGGAUAUACCGUGAGGCUUAUGCGCCUGAACAGCUAUUACUUUAGGAUUGUGGGAUACCUGAAGGCCAAGGAGUACAGCAGCUGUGCUUGGACAAUCGUCCGACAGGAACUCCUCAAGAACUUUUUCUUCAUUAACAGACUUUCAGAUUACCUCCAAAUCUGA